ACGUAAAAAGACAAUGAAUUUGAUUGGCUGCGAUCGACUCAAUUUGAAAACGUUGUUUUGUUUGAACAAAGGCGACGGAGGGAAUGCAAAAUCAACAAGAACGUUAAAUAGACGGAACAAGCAAUAAUGACCAAACCAGCAAAAUCCAAAACCCCCCGCCGUCUGCCUCUAAAAAAAACAAGCAACCAGAAAGAUCCUGUUGGGGUUUACUGUCGUGUGCGACCACUUGGCCGAGAAGACGAAGAAUGUUGCAUCGAGGUAAUCAGCAGCAGCACCAUCCAGCUGCAUGCGCCAGAAGGCUUCAAAGUAAACCGCAAUGGAGAAUACAAAGAGACACAGUACUCCUUCAAAAAAGUCUUUGGAGUAUUAGUAUCUCAAACCGAGCUGUUCGAGAGUGUUGCCAAACCUCUCGUUGAUGACCUCAUCCAUGGAAGAAAUGGCUUGCUCUUUACAUAUGGCGUGACGGGAAGUGGGAAGACAUUUACCAUGACUGGCUCUCCGGGGCUGGGUGGACUUCUGCCUCGCUCUCUGGACAUGCUCUUCAACAGCAUUGGGCCCUUCCAGGCCAAAAGAUAUGUCUUUAAGUCAGACGAUAAAAAUGGCAUUGAGGUGCAGAAUGAAGUCGAUGCCCUGCUGGAGAGGCAAAGGCGCGAAAAUGUUUGCAUUCCGAAAACGGCCUCGUCCAGACAGAAGGUGGAUCCCGAAAUUGCCGAUAUGAUCAAGCUGGCGGAGGCGUGCAAAGCAGAUGACGUGGAUGAGGACAGCAGCUACAGCGUCUUUGUGUCCUACAUCGAAAUCUACAACAACUACAUCUAUGAUCUUCUCGAGGAAAACCAGGAGGAUGCAAUCAGGCCAAAGUGGAAUGGUGGAGGCACACCCAUGCGUCAGAACACUGAGUUCAUGCCGCCUCAGUCUAAAAUUCUCAGAGAGGACCAGAACCACAACAUGUACGUUGCAGGUUGUAUGGAGGUGGAAGUCAAAUCUGCUGAGGAAGCGUUUCAGGUGUUUUGGAAAGGUCAGAAGAGGAGGAAGGUUGCAAACACCCGGCUGAACCGCGAGUCCAGUCGAUCCCACAGCGUGUUCAUCAUUAAACUUGCGCAGGCUCCUCUGGACGCGGACGGCGACGGCAUCCUGCAGAACCAAGUGGCUGUCAGCCAGCUGUGUCUGGUGGACUUGGCGGGAAGUGAGCGAACUGGCAGAACUGGAGCCGAGGGCACUCGCAUACGUGAAGCAGGGAACAUCAACCAAUCUCUGCUGACUCUGCGGACAUGUAUCGAGGUCCUGCGGGAAAACCAGAUGUGUGGGACAAACAGGAUGGUUCCCUACAGAGACUCCAAAGUCACCCAUGUUUUCAAAAACUAUUUUGAUGGAGAAGGCAAAGUCAAAAUGAUUGUGUGUGUCAACCCAAAGGCUGAUGACUACGAAGAAACCUUGCUGGUGAUGCGCUUUGCAGAAAUGACACAGGAAGUGGAAGUCGCUCGGCCAAUGGAUCGACCUAUCUGCGGCUUCACGCCGGGCCGCCGCAAUAGAAACCAGGCAUUCAAAGACGAGCUGUCUCGCAAGUUGGAGGAGCGCGGCGGUCCAAUAGACAGAGACGUACCUUCCGUUUUGAACUUGGCGAUGCACAGCCUCCCCCCUAUCCCCACUGCCGAGGUGACAGAUGCUCACGAUGAUAUCACCUUCCCAAGGCUGAUUGAGGCGCUCCAGAACAGGCACAGAAUCAGACAGACCAUGCUAGAAGACUACAACAAAGCAGCCAACACGAUGACAUCCCUCCUCCAAAAGCUUGACAGCAAUAUUAAUUCCAAAGAGAAUUAUAUUCACGAGCAGAACGGCAAGCUUUUGGAGAAGGACAAGAUCAUCCAAAGCAACAAGGCAGAAAUUGAGCGGCUGGAGAAAAAAACUAAGAUGCUUGAGCAUAAGAUUGACAUCCUUCAGAAAACCACCAAAAUCUAUGAGGAUGACAAGCGUUCCCUGCAGCACGAAUUGGAAACGGGGGCGCAGAGGCUGCAGCGAGAGCUGUCGGAGAAGAGACGCAUGGAGCAGCGCAUGCAAGGCGCCGUCACGGACACGCAGCACAAGUGGGAAAAAGAAUGCGAACGGCGCGUGAACGCAAUGCAACAGCAGAUGCAGAACAAACUGUGGGUGAAAGACGAGAAGCUGAAGCAGCUGAAAGCCAUCGUGACCGAAGGCAAGACGUCGGGUCGCCCCGAGCCGCCGCCGCGUCAGACGCAACCGAAGCCGCCGCCCCCCAGGGAGGAGCGAGCCCCCUUGCCCGCAAAAAGAUCUGCUUCGCCCUCACCAAUGACGUCGACGCCGGUUCGACCUCUGCACCGACGAUCCCGCUCGGCAGGUGGGGAGAAGUGGGUGGACCACAAGCCCUCCUCCAGCCUGGACCUGGGAACGGUGCUGCAGCCCAUCAUCCCGAACGCCAUCAAAGUGUCUGCUCCCAAUGAGAAGGCGCUGUCCAAGUGCGACAGAUAUGUGUUGACGCACCAGGAAGUUGCCUCCGACGGCGAGAUACAGACCCAACUUAUUAAGGGUGAUGUGAUGAAAACCAGAGGAGGAGGACAGGCUGUCCAAUUCACUGACAUUGAGACAUUGAAACAGCAACUCACCACGAUUGAAUGUCGCAAGAGGAAAUCUUCAGAAGGAGAUAGCGGAAACCAAAACGGUGGAUCUGUGGCCGAUGUGGAGAAGAGGUGUGCCGUAGCUAUGGAGAUGAAGGCUGGCUCCACAAUGGGACCUGGUCUUGAGCAUCAUUGUAUCACGAAGCGCAGAAAACCCUGAAAACAGCAAGUGGAUCCACUGAUGAUCACUCCAUUUUGUUCUUAUCUUUUUGUGCAAUAGCCAAAACCUUUUUGUCCUGUGCUGAUAUUUAACAUUUGAUGCGGUUAUAUUAUGCAUGUGUACACUUCCAAAGCUGUUCAUAAAUUUUUUGUUCUAAGAACCAACAGAAUAUGUGAUGUCGAGGUCAGUUUUGUGUGGUGUCUGUAGCCCUGUCAUCCUUUCAGAAGCGUAGCCUAUGGUCUUCAGAGUAUUAUUAUUUUUUUAAGUGGCGAGGUUGCCUUUGAAUAACGGAAUGCUCCCAGUGUUACUGUACUCGGGAAUAAAAUUCCUUAGCACC
This is a messenger RNA of Hippocampus zosterae (dwarf seahorse), 3127 nucleotides long. RefSeq names its product kinesin family member 23 (gene kif23). The record is from RefSeq and is a predicted model, not a curated record. The coding region runs from base 127 to 2790 and encodes 887 amino acids. Lineage: Eukaryota; Metazoa; Chordata; Actinopteri; Syngnathiformes; Syngnathidae. Gene Ontology annotation, biological process: microtubule-based movement. Gene Ontology annotation, molecular function: ATP hydrolysis activity; microtubule binding; microtubule motor activity. The transcript is spliced from 23 exons. Gene Ontology annotation, cellular component: nucleus; kinesin complex; microtubule.